This is a messenger RNA of Calidris pugnax (ruff), 2782 nucleotides long. It is a transcript of the gene ADHFE1, whose product is annotated as alcohol dehydrogenase, iron containing 1. Lineage: Eukaryota; Metazoa; Chordata; Aves; Charadriiformes; Scolopacidae. The transcript is spliced from 15 exons. The coding region runs from base 44 to 1441 and encodes 465 amino acids. Gene Ontology annotation, molecular function: alcohol dehydrogenase (NAD+) activity; metal ion binding. The record is from RefSeq and is a predicted model, not a curated record. Gene Ontology annotation, cellular component: mitochondrion.
GCCGCCGGCUCGGCCCCCGUCCCGUCCCCACGGAGCCGCGGCGAUGGCGGCCGGGCGGCAGCGGGCAGCCCGCCUCCUGAGGCAGCUGCAGCGGGCAGCAUGUCGGUGCCCGAGCCAUGGCCACACUUAUUCCCAAGUCCCUGAACGGCCUACCUUGGGAAGCACAGACUAUGCAUUUGAGAUGGCCAUUUCAAACAUCGGGUACGGAGAAGGAGUUACUAAAGAGGUUGGCAUGGACCUGCAGAAUCUUGGUGCUAGAAGGGUGUGUUUGAUGACAGAUAAGAACCUCUCAAAGCUCCCUCCUGUCAAUGCAGUAUUGAAUUCCUUGGCAAAACAUGGAAUAAACUUUCAGAUGUACGAUAAUGUCCGGGUGGAACCAACAGACCAAAGUUUCCUGGACGCCAUUGAAUUUGCUAAAAAGGGAGAGUUUGAUGCCUACGUUGCGGUUGGAGGUGGGUCUGUGAUGGACACCUGUAAAGCUGCCAACCUGUACGCGUCCAGCCCGACCUCAGACUUCUUGGAUUACGUCAAUGCUCCAAUUGGGAAAGGGAAGCCCGUCACCGUGCCCCUCAAGCCACUCAUUGCAGUUCCUACGACGGCUGGAACUGGAAGUGAAACCACUGGCGUUGCCAUUUUUGACUUCAAAGAACUAAAAGUAAAAACCGGUAUUGCUUCAAGAGCCAUUAAGCCAACAUUAGGCAUCAUUGAUCCUUUACAUACACUGUCUAUGCCUGAGCGAAUAGUGGCCAACAGUGGCUUUGAUGUGCUUUGCCAUGCUCUAGAAUCGUACACCGCUCUUCCUUACAACAUGCGGGGUCCCUGCCCUUCAAACCCCAUCAACCGACCAGCUUACCAAGGCAGCAACCCCAUCAGUGAUGUCUGGGCUCUUCAUGCUCUGCGCAUUGUGGCUAAAUAUUUGAAAAGAGCCAUCAGAGACCCUGAAGACCGUGAAGCCAGAGCCAACAUGCACCUUGCAAGUGCUUUUGCUGGUAUUGGCUUUGGCAACGCUGGUGUUCAUCUCUGCCAUGGAAUGUCUUACCCUAUUUCUGGUUUGGUGAAAAGUUAUAAACCAAAGGAUUAUAAUGUGGAUCACUCUUUAGUGCCACAUGGCCUUUCUGUGGUGCUGACAUCCCCAGCAGUGUUUGCUUUUACGGCACAGAUACGUCCUGAGCGGCACUUGGAAGCUGCAGAGAUACUAGGAGCUGACAUCCGCGCUGCCAGAAUCAAAGAUGCGGGGUUUAUUUUGGCAGACACGCUCCGGAAAUUCCUGUUUGAUCUGAAUGUUGAUGAUGGCUUAGCUGCAAUCGGUUAUUCUAAAGCAGACAUCCCUGCCUUAGUCAAAGGCACUCUGCCUCAGGAGAGAGUGACUAAAUUAUCACCACGUCCCCAGACAGAAGAAGACUUGUCUGCCCUCUUCGAGGCUUCCAUGAAGCUUUAUUAGCUUAAACAUUUUGUUCUGAAAAGUGUGCUCUAUUCUAACACAAAGGGAGGGGAAGCAACCCUGCAGAAAAUGUCAGCUUGCUGUAUUCUGUUCCAGUUUAUCAUCUUGUUACCGUCCGGCUUCGCUCAGAAGGCUGGUGAACUGGUGAACCUACACACUUCAUACAUGUUUGGAACGGGCUUCCUGAAAGUUUGCUUUGGGUUAAAUUUCUGACAUGUAUUGAUGUAUUGUCAGGUAUUUAUCUUUUGUUUUAAAAUCUAUAUGAAGCAUUCAGAGGGGGAGCAAAACCAGAAUAAAGCACGGUCACCUGCUCAACAGGAACCACGUAACGGCGAGACAUCAUCCAUCAUGGUCAUUUUUUGUCUCUGGGGAGGCAAUAGCUCCCUUUUCCUGCUGUGUUGUGCAGAAAGAAGCCAUCGACUGUCUCUUGCUCCUGUGUGAAGCAGUUGCUGCUGCUGCUGAGCUCCUGCAGGUGCCCUCACUCAGGGCUCAGCCACCAGCAGAAGGAAGCGGCGGUGCGCUGCGGUUGGGUAUUAAAGAGUGGUGGUGUAGCAUAUGGCUGCCCAGUGCCCCACUGGGAGCACUGGUUCAACCUGGGAAUGAGGGUGCACGUUCAGGGCAGUUAACCAGCUGGUUGACCGUCAACCGAGAAAGGGAAGUGGCAAAGGGAGAAAUGAAACUCAAAUUUUAAUACUAUUUUUCUUUUUUUAAAAAAGUGUACACGGUUGUGUGUACGGUUCAUUUAAAUGUUCAUUUAAAUCAGGUUCUGCUUCGUGUCGGACCCUUUCAGCAUCUGACUUGUGCAGCUACCACAGCACAAGACAAACUGGAGAAGAACCCUAUAACCUGUGCUCUGCUUGUUUCUGCCAGGGAGGGAGCAAUUUUCAGUCCCCCUGUUGAAGCAGAAAGCUCUGUAUUUAACCUUCACAUUCUUGGGUUUGCCUGAUAAAGCUAGUGCUGUUCUGGCGUGCGAGGAGGGAUGUGUACUGGGUAUUGAGGUUGGAUCUGGUUUAAUGCUCAGUUAAAAUAGGUGGAUGGUUGCUGGUUGAAGACUGGAGAUUUUGUUUUUAACCACUGAAUGAGUGUCAUGGCUGUAGGGACUGCGCUGCCAGUGUGCCUCUGCCUGGGCUGGGCCACGCAUUUAAUUUCCAUGUCCUUCUGAAUCUUGUCCUUCACUGAAAUUGCCAACUAGAACCUCUGUCACAAAGGCUGAUGUUGGAAUGGCGAGGGAUUCAUUUUAUUUUAUCUUGCAAAGCUGCCGUGUUUGAAAAAAAAACCUUUUUCUCAAACCCUUUUGUGUCUAAUCUUUUGGCCUGUUUCAUCUUUCUACUCUUGUCUUUC